GUUCGGUUUUCACGGAACGGAGGCAUGACAAUUUCUAGCUGGAUUUCUUCUUUAUGUUAUAUAAAUUUUGAUUAGCUGUAACGAUUUCAAGUCUAUUCGUGGACAAACAAACAAGCUCGGGUUUGGUUUGUAAUACAUAGGUAUUACCGUGAAAUUUGGGUUGGUGGAGGGGUUUUAGGCUGGCUCCAGCAAGGACCCCUAAAGGGUCCUCUACCCUAAAUAUAGAGGACCAAACGGUCCUCUAUGCUCUCUAGCAGCGUCCUCUAAACUGUCUUUUAAAUUUAGAGGACGCUACUGGAUUUUCUAUAUAUAGAGUUUCUUUAAACAGUUCUCUAUACAUUUGAAUACUUUAAAUAACCGGUUUAGCAAAACUAAAAUAUGCACAAUACAUUUGAGAGUAUGACAAAUACAUAUGUAUAAAAAAUAAAAAUAAAAAAUGUCUCUAAUAUAUGUAUUUGAGUAUAGAGGACGUAAUUUAGAGGAUAUUGUUGGAGAGAAAAGAGAUAUAGAGAAUAAAAUCUUUUAGAGAAGAUUGUAAAGGACGGAUAUAGAGAAUUAAUAUAGAGAACGUUGCUGGAUACAGCCUUAGCAGCGAUAGAAUCUGGUCAAGCACGUCUCUAUUUAGCCCACGUACAGCCCACGAAACAGCCACAGCCCACGGUGUAACCUUGAUAUUUAAGAAGCAGCAGCAUUGCCGCAUCCACAUCCCCGUCCCUGGUGGUCGCCCCUCCUGGAGCUCGCCGCCACCAUCUCGAUUUUGUUUUCCCGACCACAGCGCCACCGCCCAACGCUAACCUGCCGCUCCACGAGUCUCGACAAAUUAUCGACGCGACUGGCACCCCUCCCCCUCCACUGGUGAUUGUCGCCGUCAGCAUCUUCCUCCGGUCCUCCCAAGAGCAAGCCUUCUAGAAGUUAAAGAAGCAGCCAGAACCAUGACAUCCCGUUUCUGGGGACAGGGGGACAGUGAGUCUGAGGAAGAGGAGGAAGAAGUUGAGUCAGAACAGGGCAGCGAUAAUGAUGAUGAUGGAGGUCAUGGUGGUGCGGGACGCGGUGCCCAAAACCGAUAUUUGAAGAAUCAAGAAGAUGACAGCGAUGAGUCUGACACAGGUCACCGUGAGAUCCGCUCCCUGAGGGACAAGCACAAUGAGGAGAUGAGAUCUAUUGUUGAUCAGAUGCGUAAUGCAAUGAAGAUCAAUGACUGGGUGAGCUUGCAGGAGAGUUUUGAGAAGCUUAACAAAAAUCUUGAGAAGGUUGUUCGUGUCAAUGAAUCUACUAAGGUACCAAAAAUGUAUAUCAAAGCUCUUGUGUUGCUGGAGGACUUCAAGGCUGAAGCCCCUGCAAACAAGGAGGCCAAGGAGAAGAUGAGCAGCAGCAAUUCAAAGGCACUCAAUAAGAUGAGCCAAAAACUCACGAAGAACAACAAGCAAUAUAAAGAGCAGAUCCAGAAGUGCAGGGAGCAUCCAGAGAGUUUUGAAGAUGAAGCUGCGGAUGAUAAAGAUAUGGAUGAUGAUGAUGUUGAUGAAAGUGAUGCAGAGAUCGAAGAUCCUGAUAAAAUAGCUAUGUCAGAAUCAGAAGAGGAUCACGAUGAAGAGGAUGGCGACAAGGAGGGUUGGGAACAGAAAAGGAGUAAGAAGGAUAAGAUGAUGGAUAAGCAGUUCUUGAAAGAUCCAAGUGAAAUCACAUGGGAUAUUGUCGAUAAGAAACUCAGAGAGAUUAUAGCAUCAAGGGGAAAGAAAGGUACUGGAAGGAUCGAGCGUGUUGAGCAGUUAACGUUUUUAACCCGUGUGGCCAAAACACCAGCUCAGAAGCUUGAAACCCUCUUCCAUGUGAUUUCUGCGCAGUUUGAUGUUAACCCUAGUCUACUUGGGCAUAUGCCAGUCAAUGUGUGGAAGAAGUGUGUCAAUAAUAUGCUUCUUGUGCUUGACAUACUCCAGCAGUAUCCUAACAUUGUAGUAGACACCUCAUUUGAGCCUGAUGAGAAAGAAACUCAAAAGGGUGCAGACUACAAUGGAACAAUACAUAUUGUCGGUGACCUGGUUGCAUUCCUUGAGAGACUGGACUCUGAAUUUUUGAAGACCUUACAGUGCACAGAUCCGUACACAAAAGAUUAUGUUCAGAGGCUUAGAGAGGAACCCCUGUUUCUGGUUGUCGCACAGAAUGUCCAAGAUUAUCUUGAAAGGGUUGGAAACCUCAAAGCUGCUGCCAAGGUUGCACUGCGUCGUGUUGAACUGGUUUACUAUAAACCCCAAGAAGUGUAUGAUGCAAUGAGAAAACUUGCAGAGCAGCCUGAAGACUGUGUGGAUGAUGAUGAUGCAGAGGCUGGUGAUGAACAUCAAGCAGUAGAUGACAAUAGAGGACCAUCACCAUUUGUUGCAAUUCCAGAGGUUGUGCACCGGAAGCCUACUUUUCCAGAGAGUGGUAGAACUUUGAUGGAUGGAUUGAUGUCCUUAAUUUACAAGUAUGGAGAUGAAAGGACCAAAGCCCGUGCAAUGCUGUGUGACAUAUAUCACCAUGCGAUCUCUGAUGAGUUUUCAGUGGCUCGUGACUUGCUUUUAAUGAGUCAUUUGCAAGAUGGUGUUCAGCUCAUGGACAUAUCAUCACAGAUUUUAUUCAAUAGAGUCAUGGCCCAGUUAGGGCUGUGUGCUUUCAGGGCUGGUUUGAUAAAUGAAGCCCAUGGUUGCUUGACUGAGCUCUACUUUACAGGGAGGGUGAAAGAAUUGCUUGCACAAGGUGUGCAACAAAGCAGAUACCAUGAAAAAACUCCUGAACAGGAAAGACUUGAGAGGAGGAGGCAAAUGCCUUACCAUAUGCAUAUAAACCUGGAGCUUUUGGAAGCCACACACUUGAUCUGUGCGAUGCUGAUUGAAGUCCCCAAUAUGGCUGCCAGCACCUAUGACAAGCGGAGGCCUAUGAGCAAAACAUUCCGAAGGCUUCUCGAAGUGAGUGAAAGGCAGACAUUUGUUGGGCCGCCUGAGAAUGUGAGGGACCAUGUAAUGGCUGCCACAAGAGCCCUCAAAAAGGGUGAUCACCAAAAGGCUUUCAGUGUCAUAAAUUCGCUGGAGAUUUGGAAGCUUUUGAGGAACAGAGAGCAUGUUCUUGAGAUGUUGAAGCUUAAGAUCAAGGAGGAAGCUCUUAGAACCUAUCUUUCAUCAUACUCGUCUUCCUACAAGUCGUUGAGCCUUAACCAGCUCACCACCAUGUUUGAUCUCAGCGAGCAGCAUGCCCACAGUAUUGUUAGCAAAAUGAUGAUGCAUGAAGAGCUUCAGGCUAGCUGGCACCAGCCAACAAAGUGCACCGUGUUUCACAGCCUGGAUCAAACCAGGCUUCAGGAGCUACUCUUCCAGGUUGCAGAAAAAAUAUCGGUCCUGGUGGAGACAAACGAGAGGGCAUACGAGUUAAGAACUGGUGGUACUCUUGAGGGGCUACCGCCCAGGCGCAGGGGCGAGGCUCAGGAUUCAUCCAAGUGGCAGGAGAGCUUUGUCGCAUCACAGGGGCGGCAGGGUGGUGGCAACCGGUUUGGAUACUCCGGUAGAGGUGCAGCAUCUGGUCAAAGUGGUGGACUCCAGAGGGGCAGGGGCAAUCAUGUUUCCCGCGGGGGAUACGGUGGCAAUACACGAUUUCAGGAUGCAAGUGCACACAUGGUGAACCUGAACAGGGUUGGUAGGGUUGUUAGUGUUUAGAAGUGCGUAAAUUUUUGAAGCACCUGCCCUUUCCAUAAUUACAAACUUCCUGUUCUAAGCUCAGUCAUCCAACUAUUUUCUCUAUUUCGUUGUAAGAGUUUGGUACUGUCGGGGUUUGAUUAGUGAUAGAUCCGGCUAUCAAAAUUUUGGUCUUUUUUCUUCGACUAUGAACAAAUAAUAUAUAGAAUUUUCUAUGUAAAUUUAUAUUCUUGUUUUUAGCAUUGAGGAUAUUAAUCUUCAUAAAAAUAAA
Molecule: messenger RNA, 3930 nt
Organism: Zea mays
Lineage: Eukaryota; Viridiplantae; Streptophyta; Magnoliopsida; Poales; Poaceae
Product: eukaryotic translation initiation factor 3 subunit C
Exons: 4
Coding region: 933-3680 (915 amino acids)
Biological process (GO): translational initiation
Cellular component (GO): eukaryotic translation initiation factor 3 complex
Molecular function (GO): RNA binding; translation initiation factor activity; translation initiation factor binding
Source: RefSeq, a predicted model, not a curated record